AUUUUGAAAAACAGAACACCGAUUUCAACAAGCGGCUAUUACGCAAGAAGGCAGAUUUGAAACGUUGAUAUAAUGACGACUAUUGAUAUUGCUUUAUUACGUCGUUUUCUUUUAUCCGGUGGCGGUUCUGAUGCAACUUCUGAGCUUCUUAGUUCGGUAUCUGUUGAGGAUAUUAUUUUGAACCUUUCUAAUUUGGGUGACGAAUGUUUUCCUGAUCCUUCUGACGACAUUUCUUCAUAUUCUGGACCAAUCAAUUCUACGUAUCCUGGCACUAUAUUCGUGCGCGUUUUAGAUGAGAUUCUAGACUUUCCGCGUCUAAAUGCUUUAUUUGGCAAUCCUCAGGUAUUGGAAUUGCUUUCUCAGCGUUUGGUUACAAGUUCACUUCCAGUUCGUUCCCUAUUUGCUAAAAAAUGCAGAUUUUACUUUUCUAAUGGCGGCACUUCAAAUGCCCACUUGAUGGGCCUUCUUUGGCGACUUCUAUUUGACACUGAGUAUAGUAUUUUUGAGGAUGUUUCCAUAGCUUUAUGUUUUGUUUUAAAACAUGACGUUGCUAUUUUGACGGAUUCACGUUUACGUGACUUGGACAAUGCCUUAACUCUUGUUGAUGCUGACGGUAUAAUACCCGUUCGUAUAUUUGAGUUUUGUGCAUUGGUUGGGAGUGGAUCUUGUGAUGCAUUCAGGGCAUUAUUAUCUUUUGGUCUUUAUGGGAGCAUGUUUAAAAUAUUUCUCCAUGGUGACAGUUUGGUUAUGUUGAACUGUCUUGAGAUCCUGGAUCGUCAUUCCUUAUUAAUUCAGCGUUUGCAUGAUGCUGGUGCGUUACCUCGUGACUUUAUAGUUCGUUGUUUAUCGACUAUAUCUCCAUCUUCUUCUGAUUCUGGUGACAAGUUGGUUGCACCCUUUUCUUACAAGUUCCUAUUAUCCCUUAUUCGUUAUCCUGGUGCUUUAACGUCCGAUGACUUGAGUAAUUUUGCUUCCGUUGUUUCUGAUACUAUUAAGCGUGGUGACCCUAAUACCGUUACUGGUACCUACCUUUCAUCUGUUGAAUGUUUUGGUCCUUUGUACAUGUCAGGUCAUUUGGACGACAGUGUCUACAGCAAAGUGUUGGAUAUAAUAUCGUUGACAUCUCAGGAGCUUGUUGUAAAAUCUGUGAUAUAUUGUUUGAUGUCUAUGUUUGACCUUGGUCUGAAUGAUGAGUAUUUACCUUCUUUCUGUAACCUAACUGGAUCUAUGAUCCAAUGCCUUUCUCGUUUUCCACUAUCUGACUUUCGUGAAUUGGCUUAUAAGUUAUUAUUGCGCAGUAUCCGUUAUACAUCUGUAUUACGUGCUAUAUUGGAUGAGGAGUUACGCAGCCACUUAUUCAGUAAAGAGGAGAGUCUAUACAGUAACACUGUUGCUAAGAAAGAGCUUGUACACCGUGUUAUUGAGCUUCUGGGUGAUACUGUAUCGUUGCCUGCGGAGCGUGUUGCGGCAUUGCGUCGUUACGCUGGUGUAUAAGGUUAGACAUUGAUGUUCUCUGUGA
Molecule: messenger RNA, 1519 nt
Organism: Babesia bovis T2Bo
Lineage: Eukaryota; Apicomplexa; Aconoidasida; Piroplasmida; Babesiidae
Product: Proteasome non-ATPase 26S subunit family protein
Exons: 6
Coding region: 73-1494 (473 amino acids)
Source: RefSeq, a predicted model, not a curated record